Molecule: messenger RNA, 345 nt
Organism: Linum trigynum
Lineage: Eukaryota; Viridiplantae; Streptophyta; Magnoliopsida; Malpighiales; Linaceae
Source: the annotation of a GenBank genome assembly
AUGGGUUUGAAGACGUCGAAAGGCGCUGCUGGUGGGAUGGAAGGGAAAAAGAGGGAAGCUGGGAAGAAGAACAUGGAGGGGAAGGGGAAGGCUGCUGUGGCUAGCUCAUCUUCAAGGAAUAGCAAGGGAGUGGUGGGUGAAAUUCACAGUGGUGAAGGUGCGCAGGGGAGUGGGGAGGGGAAAAAGGCGGCAGGGUCGGCGAGAAGAAUCCGGGAUGAGAAUAUGAUGGGGAGGAAUAAAGGGCUGGCGGGGAAGGAUGUUCAUAAGCUGGGUGAGUCGCAAGGCACACGAAAGCAGGCAGGGAUGCAAGCGACAAAGCUGGCUCGACCGAGGACUGACAAGUGA